AUGGCUUCGACCGGCGAUGGAGGCGGCUCGCUGCCGCCAAACUUCUUCCUGACCCCGCACCAGCAGAACCUGCUCUUCGCUGCUCUCAACGCCAACAAUCCGCAAAAGUCGGCCGCUUCGACCACGAAUGGUGGUCUCUCGCUGUCGCCCAAUUCCUUCAAGGGCUCCCCCAUGCAGAACCUGGAUAAUGGCGGCUUCCAGGAGAGCCCCUACCUGGACAACUACGACUACGACUUUGGCGACUCGAGCUUCGACUUUUCCUUUGCUGGCGGCGACCAGGCUCAGAUGAUUGGAGACGUGCCUGGCACCGUCAGGACCGAUUCAACCGAGAACGAAUCCAAUGAGAAGAGAAGCCAUCCGGAUGACGAAGAGGGUGAUGCCAGCCCCGGCAACGACUCCAAGCGUCGCGAGAGCACGGACAAGGCCCCCAAGAAGCCCGGCCGCAAGCCACUUACAUCGGAGCCCACUUCGAAGCGCAAGGCUCAAAACAGAGCGGCGCAGCGCGCUUUCAGGGAGCGCAAGGAGAAGCACCUGAAGGACCUCGAGACCAAGGUGGAGGAGCUGGAGAAGGCGUCGGAAGAAGCAAACCACGAGAACUCCAAGCUGCGAGCGCACGUGGAUCGCAUCACGUCGGAGCUCAACCAGUACAAGCAGCGGCUCGCCGUCAUGUCCAACGUCAAGCAGCCGGUGCCCCGUGAAAAGGUACCCUUCGGAAGCGCGGCCCUCAACAACCUGAGUGAUGUUAGCUUCCAGUUUGAGUUCCCCAAGUUCGGCGCCCUCCCAGGCCCGCCGGUCGCCAAACGACCAACGCCGGCGUCGCAGCCAAUCAGCCCGCCCCAGAACGGGCAGACGGCCAGCCCCGCCCGCAGCCAGAGUAACGACGGCAGGUCGCCGCAGUCGGCCCAGCAGUCGAUGCAGGACGACCUCGCCAAGUUCUCCGGCAUCUUCACCCCGUCCAUGAGCAGUUCGCACCGGGGUGGGUCAAGGGCGAGCCUGGAGUCGGCACAUCUCAGCUUUGGCGGCGCCACGAGCUCCCCUUCGGCCUCGUCCAAUUCGAACGCUGGACCGAGCUCGUCGUGUGGGACGUCUCCAGAGCCAUCGAACCAGUCCCCCAUGGGCUUUAAGCCUCUGGAGACACUGACCACAAUUGGCGAGGAGCAGCCGGCCACGUCCAACACCAACCAGCCGUUUGCUCAGUUUGCCAACGUGGACAUCGGCAGCCCCAGCUUUGACUGGCUCGCAAAUCAAAACGGCGGCCAUUUCGACCCUCAGCUUUUUGGUGAUUAUCGCGAGCCACAGGACAACGUCCUGUCCAACCCCAACCUCGAUGACUUCUUCAGCGAUGCUUUCAACGCCGACUUCUUCACGCCGUACAAUAUGCCUGCGACGACGAAGCAGGCGGCGCCGAAGAAGAAUCUCAUUGACGAAAUCGACGCUCAGCAGAACUCACUGGAUGAUGAGCCGCCAAAGAACAACAUGAACUGCAACCAGAUUUGGGAGAAAUUGCAGGACUGCCCUAAGGCGCAGAAUGGCGAGUUCGACUUGGACGGUCUCUGCUCGGAGCUUACCAAGAAGGCCAAGUGCUCGGGCAGCGGCCCGGUGGUGGGCGAGAAGGACUUUGACACCAUCCUCAAGAAGUACAUGGGCAAAGACGUGUCCACCGACUGCGUGGCCAACUCCCUGGGCAUUUCCGUUACGCAGGAACAGCCUAACGGGGUUUCGAUGACCUAA
Molecule: messenger RNA, 1731 nt
Organism: Purpureocillium lilacinum
Lineage: Eukaryota; Fungi; Ascomycota; Sordariomycetes; Hypocreales; Ophiocordycipitaceae
Source: RefSeq, a predicted model, not a curated record